Molecule: messenger RNA, 8872 nt
Organism: Pangasianodon hypophthalmus (striped catfish)
Lineage: Eukaryota; Metazoa; Chordata; Actinopteri; Siluriformes; Pangasiidae
Gene: grik2
Product: glutamate receptor, ionotropic, kainate 2
Exons: 17
Coding region: 441-3053 (870 amino acids)
Biological process (GO): synaptic transmission, glutamatergic; modulation of chemical synaptic transmission; monoatomic ion transport
Cellular component (GO): postsynaptic membrane; kainate selective glutamate receptor complex; presynaptic membrane
Molecular function (GO): transmitter-gated monoatomic ion channel activity involved in regulation of postsynaptic membrane potential; kainate selective glutamate receptor activity
Source: RefSeq, a predicted model, not a curated record
UAAGCAGCGUGCGCUUUGGCCGACAGGGGGCGUGGCUUGUCCACGGGCCGCACGCGGAGAGGAGAGAGCAGCCUGAGCGCGCGCUUUCCUCUCCGCUCCAACCGCACAGCUCAACUACUUCCUCCGGCUCUGUGACUGCUCUCCAGCUCGCGCUGCUUCUGCCAAAGCAGGCUGUUCGCGCAUGGAUUUCGCCCGGAUUUGUGCUGCCUGACAUGGAUGGCCCGCCGCUCGCCGAGUCGGAAGCCUGCUCCUUGGUGCAGUGAGAAGGAAGGACACGCGGCGCUUUUCUCCAAACGGAUGCGGGACGCGAGCGCGCGACUCCUCCGUGACCAUGCCGUGAUCUCUGAGUGCUGGCCUUCACCCCUCCUACACGACUAAAGAGCAGAUUUGCGGGGAGUUUUGCAAUCCGAAGGAAUUAAACGCUGUACAUUGCAGGCAUCAUGAAGAUUACCUCCCUGCUGAUAACUCAUGCGAGGUUCAGGCGAUCCGUCAAGAUCCUGCUGCUGCUUGUGUUAUGUGUGGGAUACUCUCGCGGGAUGCCACAUGUUUUAAGAUUCGGGGGAAUAUUUGAAUCCAUUGAAACUGGGCCAUCUGGUGCUGAGGAACUAGCCUUUAAGUUUGCUUUAAAUACAAUCAACAGAAACAGAACCCUACUGCCAAACACAACACUAACAUAUGACAUCCAAAGGAUAAACAUCCAUGACAGUUUCGAGGCUUCCAGAAAAGCCUGUGAUCAACUCUCUCUGGGAGUGGCAGCCAUUUUCGGCCCCUCUCACAGUUCUUCAGCCAAUGCAGUCCAGUCCAUCUGCAACGCGCUGGGGGUGCCACACAUCCAGACCAAAUGGAAGCACCAAGUGUCAGACAACCGUGAUUCAUUCUACGUCAGCCUCUACCCUGACUUCUCCUCCCUCAGCAGGGCCAUCCUAGACCUGGUGCACUUUUUCAAGUGGAGGAUGGUCACCGUGGUGUAUGAUGACAGCACAGGUCUUAUCCGGUUACAGGAGCUCAUUAAGGCACCCUCUCGUUACAAUAUCCGGUUAAAAAUCCGACAGCUGCCAGCAGAGACAAAAGACACCAAGCCACUUCUUAAGGAGAUGAAGCGAGGGAAAGAGUUCCAUGUGAUCUUUGAUUGUGGCCAUGAGAUGGCUGCCACCAUUCUCAAACAGGCUCUUGCUAUGGGGAUGAUGACAGAGUACUACCACUAUAUUUUUACUACACUGGAUCUCUUUGCACUGGACGUAGAGCCGUAUCGCUACAGUGGGGUGAACAUGUCAGGCUUCCGUAUUUUAAACACAGAGAACAGCCAAGUGUCCUCCAUCAUUGAAAAGUGGUCCAUGGAGCGCCUGCAAGCACCUCCCAAACCCGACUCUGGCUUAUUAGACGGCUUUAUGACGACGGAUGCAGCACUGAUGUACGAUGCAGUGCAUGUGGUGGCCGUCGCGGUGCAGCAGUCUCCUCAGAUCACAGUCAGCUCUCUCCAGUGUAACCGGCACAAACCCUGGCGCUUCGGUAACCGCUUCAUGACGCUCAUCAAAGAGGCCCACUGGGAUGGCUUGACCGGGCGGAUAAAUUUCAACAAAACCAAUGGCUUAAGGACAGAUUUCGAUCUGGAUGUGAUCAGCCUGAAAGAGGAAGGACUGGAGAAGAUUGGAACAUGGGACCCUGUAAGUGGCCUGAACAUGACUGAAAGUCAGAAGGGAAAGAUGGCGAACAUCACAGACUCGCUUACCAACAGGACACUAUAUGUGUCUACAAUACUGGAGGAGCCCUAUGUGAUGUUCAAGAAGUCAGACAAGCCUCUGCAUGGUAACGAUCGUUUCGAGGGAUACUGCAUUGACCUGCUGCGGGAGCUUGCCAGCAUCCUGGGCUUCGUCUAUGAGGUGCGGCUGGUAGAGGACGGCAAGUACGGAGCGCAGGAGGAGAGCACGGGCCAGUGGAAUGGCCUGGUGCGCGAGCUCAUGGACCAUAAAGCUGAUCUUGCAGUGGCUCCUCUAGCCAUCACCUACGUGCGGGAGAAAGUCAUCGAUUUCUCCAAGCCAUUCAUGACAUUGGGGAUAAGUAUUCUGUACCGCAAACCCAACGGCACCAACCCGGGGGUGUUCUCCUUCCUCAACCCUCUCUCCCCCGACAUCUGGAUGUAUAUUCUGCUGGCUUACUUGGGUGUCAGUUGUGUGCUGUUUGUCAUAGCCAGGUUUAGCCCCUACGAAUGGUAUAACCCCCACCCGUGCAACCCCGACUCGGACGUGGUGGAAAACAAUUUCACCCUGCUAAAUAGUUUCUGGUUCGGAGUUGGAGCUCUCAUGCAGCAAGGAUCUGAGCUCAUGCCCAAAGCCCUUUCCACCAGGAUAGUAGGGGGUAUCUGGUGGUUUUUCACCCUCAUCAUCAUCUCCUCCUACACGGCUAACUUGGCCGCUUUCCUCACGGUGGAGAGGAUGGAGUCUCCCAUCGAUUCAGCUGAUGACCUGGCCAAACAGACCAAAAUUGAGUAUGGUGUGGUGGAGGACGGUUCUACAAUGACCUUCUUUAAAAAAACAAAGAUCUCCACAUACGACAAGAUGUGGGAGUUCAUGAGCAGUCGCAGGCAUUCAGUCAUGGUGAAGAGUGUGGAGGAGGGCAUUCAGCGGGUGCUUACCUCCGAUUAUGCCUUCCUCAUGGAGUCCACCACGAUCGAGUACGUCACCCAGCGCAACUGCAAUCUCACGCAGAUAGGUGGCCUCAUCGACUCCAAAUCCUACGGUGUUGGUACUCCUAUGGGCUCUCCAUACAGAGAUAAAAUCACCAUAGCAAUCCUGCAGCUCCAGGAAGAAGGGAAGCUCCACAUGAUGAAGGAGAAAUGGUGGAGAGGGAACGGCUGCCCGGAGGAAGAGAGUAAAGAGGCCAGCGCCCUGGGUGUGCAGAACAUUGGAGGAAUCUUCAUUGUUCUGGCCGCUGGACUUGUUCUCUCUGUCUUUGUGGCUGUCGGGGAGUUCCUCUACAAGUCUAAACAAAACGCACAACUCGAAAAGACUUUGCCAGCUGGACAGCCAGCAACUCUCCUUGAUGUAUGUCUCUGAAGACAGAAGGGAUUUGGUUCAUAUGCUCAGAUGGCCACCAUGCUUUUCAUCUUGUCUCUCCUCUACAGCCCUGUCUCACACGCCCCAUUUCACCUCAUUUUUCCUCUCUUGGUUUACUAAGUGCAUGGGUUAAGUAAGGAUUGUUGACACAUUUGAAAUGAAAAACAGAAUCAAGUAGUUUGAAUAUUUGAGAAAAUAUUUAUUUUUUCACAUGAGUACUCCAAUGUGAUGUUUUUUUUUUUAAUUCACAUUCAAUUCUUACAGUGGUGUCUGCUGCUUUCAAUUUUAUCAUUUAAAUUUUUCCACAGGAAAUAUAUAAGUUGUUUAUAAUACAAAUAAAUGCAUCAUUUGCAAAAUAAUGACUCCAUCUGUGAAUUACCAAAUCACUUCUAUAACCAAAUGGUCCUUGUUGACUAGAGAAGUCUUUGGCACAGAUUUCAAGAUAGACAUCAUGGACAUUAACCUCUGCUCAGCUUAACAACUACCUUCAUUUGACCUGCAAACCAUGUAAUAACAUGAAAAACAUGACUACAUCUUCAGCUUUUCUUGUUGUAACUUGGUGAAAGCUUCCACUACGCCUGUGAGUUGUGAGUCCCACAUAGCCCCAAUUAGCCCCUCUCAGCAGGGCUCUGGCUUUAAGAGCCAUCUCCAGCACCCUCCAUCGAUCUCUUCCAGUGGUAUUGUUUGUUCACUGAAAGCCACCAUAUUGAUGUUUCAGCGUAUCCUGUUGUGAGGUGUUAUUCUGCAGGCAAGUCCUUAGGUUGACUUAAAACAAGAUAUGAGCCAUUGGCACACAGCACUGGGAAAGAAUCAGCUUUUCUAAAGCAUCUCCAGUGAAUUUCAUGAAAAAUCUAACAAAAACAUUUUGAUUACUUUUGCAGAAAGUCGGGUGUAAUGUUCCGUUACUAGUGUAUUUUAUUAAAAGUUUGGGGUUGGCUUAGACAUGAGUGCUGCACAUUGUCAUCAGUCCUGGAGGCGGGGCUUAAUUCAUUCCCACUCUGUCAAAACCCAUCUUUGUGCUGGUCUAUCUGACACAAACACACCCAUCAAUCGCAGACUAGUGAGAAAUCACUGGAAAUCAGGCCAUGCAAAUGUAGUUUUAGAGGUCAGGUAGUGGUGUGGGGUUUACUGGUGGACUUUAAUUGAGAAACCAGAGAAUAUUGGGGGAAUAAAUCAUGUUUCUACUAUAGACGUGAAAAACUACAAACGCAACUGAUGCAUUUGUUGUAAUACAUAGCUCCUUGCAAAACAGCUGACAUGCAAUCAUAGUUCUUUUUUUUCCCCAAAAUAUUUAAGGUAGUUUUAUAUUUGGAUUCAUAGUUUUUACUUUAUUUUCCAGAAUGAGGGUCAAAUAUAUCAAGAAAACUUUUUGUAAUAGGCUCCUGAGUGGCACAACAUCUUGAUCAUGGGUUUGAAUCCCGAUGCCCUCUGUGGCCCUGAGCCCAAAAGAGCAAAAUUGGCUGUGCUCUCAGGGUCAAUCACAGUGACACUAGCCAAUUAUGGGUGCCUACGAGCUCACGUAUGCGGAAUUGGGUGGAUAGCACUUUCCUCUGAGUGUGUUACACCGCCCCCUGAUGUUGCAUGAGCAGCAGUUCAAAAAGAUGCAGUGGUAGGAAACACGUGUUAGCUUUUUAGUAGCUGUUGUGUGAUAGGGGAGAGCUGCCUGGAGGGUGGGAACUGGCCAUGUCUAAAUUAGACAGAAUUAAUGUCCCUAGUAAUGGAGCUGUUACCUUUAUUUAACCUAAUGUAUGUGUCAAGCUAUUCAGGUCACACUGAUCACAUUCAGUUUCACACCGGCUGGGAUGUUGUUCCGUUUAUUGGAGUUCAAAGCUUCAUGCUAGGUGCUUUCUCACUCUAAGUGAGUAAAUAUAUCAUGGAAAUUGUCAGUACUGGACUGUCAGAUUAUCAUAAACAUGCAUUACCACUGCAUACAAUGAAAUAAAGUUUAUUAGCUCAACACAAUAAGCUUAGUGCGCACAAAGCCACUUUCAUGUGCUGGGUGUAAAAGGGACAUUUAUUACACAGAUGGUGUCUGAACAUGGGGGCGUGACAACAGGAAAAGAGGCAGCUGGAGCUGCUCUUUAGUGAACAAGGCAAUAUGGGCAUGGCAGCAGCUUUUGAAAGCAGGACAUGAUGUAAGAGAUGGAUAUUGCCUAAAAACAUGUUCCUUUUAUCAUGGAACAAGAUAAUACACACUUAAUGUAGUGAGAGUGAUAGUAAGAGUAUAAAGAAUGUAAAAAAAAAAAAAGAUAAAAUAAAAUAUCAUGUUAAACAGGAUAUUUUCUGUUAGGAAUGCUGUCUUUUUACACCAGAGCAGACUACAGAAAAUAUAAAAUGUGAUAGUAAACAACUCUUUUCAAGACAUAGGACUCAAAACAACAAUCCUGCACCUUCAUUUAUAAGUAAAAGAAAGUGUGGAUGUUAGUGAUAUCUGUAUGAAUAUGCAUCUCAUAUUUUAUCAAUUUACCAUUUUAAAUUUCUUUAGUAAGCAGUCAAUAGGAUUGGUUGAGGAUUUGAAUGAUGUAUUUGUUUCAUUCGCACCUCUGAUUACUUCACAGCUUUGCACAUCAAAUUCUUUUUUAAAAUGCUUUCAUCCCUCCAUUGAUUCUGUGCAUCUAUGCAAUACUGCCCUCUGUUAACCUUUCAUAUGCACUUAAAUAAAUGUUUUACAACAAUAAUGGCAUUUUUUCUUGUUCCUGCUUUUUAAUGCGUUUUUGCCUCCAUGCUUUUUUCUGUCAUCCUUCUUCCAUCUUCCUCCUUUUCUGCCUCCCACACUUUCCUCUGUUAAAUCUGUGCUCACUGCUCUCUGAACUGCUUAAAAGUAAACCUGUCUCCUGAGAGUCAGGAACAAGCAGCUGAGGGUGAAGAAGUGAAAACACACACACACACUCACACACUCACACAGAGUUAUAGUAAUAACAAAGUAAUAACAUUUCUGUUACAAAUCUUCCUCCAUUGUGUCCAGUCUGAUGUACUGCUUUAUAGCAGCCAUUUCGUAACAACACACAUAUCUAUUAAACUUUAAAAUUACAAUAUGCAAAGAUGCUAGUACCUGAUCUCAUUAUAAAUUUGUUUCAACAAGCGAGCAUGAUGUGAUUAGAUUUCUGUAAUUUGACAGUACUUACACAUGACUAGCAUAGAAGUUGUCCCAUAUGUUUGCCAUUGCAUUCUGGUUAUUGUCAAAUUACACUCCAAGGGGUGUAUUAUAUAAAAAUAGUGAUUUUUUUUCCCCAUAAAUAAAUGUUACAGCAGGGAACUUUACCUUAAUUUAGCAUUUUAUCUCAAAUCCUGAACUAUUUGAAAGUCACAUGUCUUACUAAGUGAUCAGUUAUGCACACAAACCUCUAGACAUAAAGUAAACCAUUGUAAAAAUGGUACAACAUAUCCGAAAAAUGUUCAUGUUAACUGAAGUUAAAUUGGUCAAAAAUGUUACACACACAUUCUUUGGUAAGCUUUCAUCAAUAUAAACUCAUGCAUGUCAUCUUCUUGGUUUCUUCAAAUCUUUAUAUUCACCAUUUCGCAAUAUAUAUGCACCAUUAUUUUGUUUAAAAAUGCUAGCAGGUUAGCUGAUGCCUUGCUACUUGUGCUAUUGUCCUAUCAUUUACAAAAUAGCUAACAGAAACUGCAACCUAAAAUAGAGGUCAAGACACCAUAGGGUGAACCUGAAUUUAGGACACUAGGUUAUUUUGGCAGAUUAUGAUGCUUCUGUGACCGUCUUGGUUUACAGAAGAAGGUUAGAGCUAGAAGGUUAGAAACUUUUAUUCUAUAAUAGCUGAAUGUGUACUGAAAUGAGAUCCUAACUAAAAUCGUCAUGGUUACUAAACAGGCAACAUGGGAUUUCACAAUUGAGAUUUUACUGUAAUAUGGCACGUUCAUUUCUUGAACGUGGCAUAUUACAGUAAGAUCAUACAGAUCAUUUCUUGUGGGUUGACACGUUUUGUAUAAAUAUUGCACAGUAAUUAUACCAACAUUACACUUAAAAAUAAGUGGAUAGUUAUGUGUAGUCAUAUAGCAUCAAAUUACAGAUUGGCUCAAAGCAGUAACACAAGAAGUACAGCUAGCUAUAUGUUAUGUACAUUUCCUGGGUGAUUGCACUGUAAAUACCCUCAACAGGUUGUAUACAACUGUACACUCCCUAUUACUAAAAAUCAUAAAGAGAAAACCAGCAAUUUAUAAAAAUGUAAUGUGCAAAUAUCUGAGAAAAAUGUCUGUAACGUCUAUAACAAUUACAUUGUAGCCCAAUGUGUAACUACACAGAUGGUAGAGCCACAAUUUAAAGUGGGAAUAAAAUGAUUUCUAAAAAACUUCCAUCAUUAUAUAACCAAGGCAUAGGUGACAUAACAGUCUUACCAUUCUUUUCCCAAAAGUACAGUCUAUCAAUCAAGAGUGAAAGUGGAGCGCAGAUGGAUAUAAUGAAUUGAAAACUGUCUAAAAAAAAUCAUCGUAUCUACAGGGUGUCCCAUAAAUCUGCAUACAUAGGGGAAAUCACUUUUUAGCAAAAUGUCUUCCAAAAUUUGUCAUACUUAGUUUAUAUUAUAUAUAUGUUUUCAGAUAGCUUUUAAGAAUGCCUUUGACAAAAGAAGUACAUAUUGAAGUCAUUCUCAUGGGAAGCUGUCUCAAGGUUGUGAUGGACUUUAACAGGAAAUAAGCACAUCACACACGACACUGUUGCCAAACUUUUUAACAAUUUCAAAAAGACUAGAAGUGUUGCGGACCAACCGAGAAGUACACGUCCACGAACAUCCACUGACGAAGGCACAACCGACAUGGUGCUGGCAUACAUAGUCCCCUGUGUAUGGAGACUUUUGAGACACUCUGUAUAUAAGAGAUCUUGAUUUUCAUUGUGCUGGACUGGUUAAAUUGUAGCACUCUCAAAGCCAGGGAAAAAUACAUAUAAAGUGGAGUGAUAAAUACUGAGCUAUCAAGCUAAUAACACUUCUAUUAAUGCACAGAUAAAAUAAAAGGGCUAUCCAAUGUGUGUCUCUCUUAUGUAAAUGUUUGAGUCUAAAUUAGCAUAAAAGUUAGUGUGAAUGUUCUGUUUAUUCAGUUAAUGAGUAUUCCAUCAACAGCGGUAGUGCAGACCAACAGAGAGAUGCUGUAGGUGGUAAGAGAGAGAGAGAGAGAGAGAGAAGAAGUGACUUGAAUUCCAAUGUACUGCAUUAUCCUCAUCUCAAUCACAAAGUGUCCCAGUUUAAAAUAUUGUAAUAAUGGGCCUCAUUUAUCAAGCUGGAUAUGAACAAAUAUGCGUAAAUUGUUAGCACUAGAGUUUACACAAGAAAUUUGGCAUUCAUGAAAACCCUGUAAAUUCAGAAAAAAAUGUUAGUAUCCUACUCAUGCUCCUGAGUGUGUGUGAAUGUACGCAUAAGAAGACUAACUAAUGUAAAUCUCGACUUGUUCAAUUUAAAAGCAUACAAUUUGCAUGGAGUACUGAUCUGUAAUAUAUGGAAUAUAUGGUCAUGUUUAGAUUUCCUAUUUUUAUAAUAUUUCUAGCAUUUAGCAGAUGUUCUUAUCCAGAGCGACUUAUAGAAGUGCUUUGGAGUCUCUAUCAAAAACACAUCCUCAUGCUAGUUCACUAAGUCAUGGACUAAAAGUACCAUCAAGAAAAUUUUGUGAAAACCAUCAUUUUAUAUUAUUGGCAUUCAUUUAAGAAUAUAAAAAAUAAAGAAAGCGAGCCAAAACCAGUCUAUAAAUUAAGACAAAUAAAGUGAAUCAUUCAAAUAUGACAAAAGAAAAGGUGCCAGAUAAAUAGAAGAUGGGCCGGUCUGUCUGCGUAUAACCAUAAGCCGAAAACAAAUGCCUCAGCUGAUGGAAGAUUUAGC